AUGAUCUAUGGCAGAAAAGAUAUUGAAGAAAAAUUAAUACCAAUUCUUAAGGAACAAGAUUGGCUUCUCAAUGUUACAAUAGAUGGUGAUUUGGAUUCAAAUAAAAUACUUAAACCUGUCUAUACAUCAAAACCAAAUGAUUACUCUGUAUUGUAUCAAACAAGACAAGCACUUGUAAUUCUACAUAAUAAUAAAGGAAUCUGUGAAAUGAAUGUUUGUAUUAAAUUAAUGUCUUGUAAUGGUGAUGAUAAUAAUUCCAGAUCAAUUAAUGUAAUAGUGUUGGUAUUGGUAAAAGCAGAAAAUUUGUAUCUAGAGAAGUUUGAAGAAGGAAAAUUGCCUUCUGAUUUUCAAAAGAAAGGCGAUGAAAACAUGGUUCAAAAUGAUGAUAUUAAUUGUUCAGUUUGGCCUCGUUUUCCUGUGAGUUCAAAAUAG
Entrophospora candida is the source of this 432-nucleotide messenger RNA. The record is from the annotation of a GenBank genome assembly. NCBI's taxonomy places the organism in Eukaryota, Fungi, Glomeromycota, Glomeromycetes, Entrophosporales, Entrophosporaceae.